GGUCACCACUGGAGCUCGUGCCUGCAUUUGACCCAGCAGCACCAGUCCUUAACUGGCUCCAUGGAGUGGCAUCUGCAGUGGUCUGUGCUCCAGUAACGGGUGCAUUUGAACAUCAUGGUGGUCAUAGCACCGUCAAACUUAACCAACAACUCGAUGGACUUAGGCCUACAUCUCACAACAGGAACGAGUGGGGUUUUGACCUUACGAAAAUCAGUCCAGAGACCAUAAAUGGUAUAAUGGGUUCACUGGAUUUUCUAACAGAAGGUGAUAUGUUUAUAAAGUCUGACAGAAAUGCAGUUGAUGGGCGAUGGCCAGGUGAAGAUGGAAAUGGAAAUGUGACUGUGCCCUAUGUGAUCGCCCCAGACCUCGCCUCCAGGACUGCUGAUAUUCAAGAAGCUAUGAACAUGAUCUCAAACAAAUCCUGUGUCACAUUCCAUCAACGUAAAAAUGAGGAUCACUACUUAAGAUUUAAGUCUCAUCAAGGAUGUGCAUCUUAUGUUGGGUUCACUGGCGGAGAACAGGAUGUCUAUGUUAGCCCUUACUGUACUGUGGGCAACAUUUGUCAUGAGCUUAUGCAUUCCCUUGGCUUCUAUCAUGAGCAUUCACGAGUGGAUAGAGACUACCACAUCCAAAUAAAUUUUAAAAACAUGAUUAAAGGGAAAGAAAAGAAUUUUAACAAGGUGGUGGGAAACACUUUUGGUUUACCAUAUGACCUUGGCUCCAUUUUGCAUUACGGAAGGUCGUUCUUCUCCUCCAAUGGAAAGGCCACAGUUAUUCCAAAAAAGGUUAAUGAAGAUAUUGGCCAGAGGACUCACCUAAGUGAACUUGAUGUACGAAGGCUUAACAAACUAUACAAAUGUGACCAUGAUUAAAAUGACUGAGGACCAUAUAUAUCAAUCAGCUCACAUGGGUCUAAAAUAUUUCCAAGAAGCCAGGGAGGAGAAAACCACAGUAUGAGGAUGUUUGUUAGAAGUGCCUUUUGGAAGAUUAUGCCAUGGACACUGGUAUGCAUUUAAUAUGUUCAGUAUGAAAUGACUCGUGUAAUGCUGUGCCAUUAAAAAAAAGUAUCAAAAAGUA
Molecule: messenger RNA, 1077 nt
Organism: Alosa alosa (allis shad)
Lineage: Eukaryota; Metazoa; Chordata; Actinopteri; Clupeiformes; Clupeidae
Product: low choriolytic enzyme
Exons: 10
Coding region: 237-872 (211 amino acids)
Biological process (GO): proteolysis
Molecular function (GO): zinc ion binding; metalloendopeptidase activity
Source: RefSeq, a predicted model, not a curated record